CCGCCUCGUCGUCCGCGAGCAUGGACGCAAACGAAGCUCUCGAGGCACUCUCCAAUCUCCUCACGACCCUGUCUGAAAACCCGUAUGAUCUUGAUCUGCACGCGCAGCACAUCCGGCUCGCCGACGCCAGUGGCGACGCCGAGCAAGCGGUCGCUGCGCGUGAGAUGAUGACCGCGUACUGGCCCGCGGGCGACGAGGUCUGGCUCCCUCUGUUACGCGCGAAGCGGCAAUCGGUCAACGUUGAGACUGCAGAAGGAAUCCCGGACGUGCUCGCGCUUUACGCCGUUGCGGAAGACGACUACUUCUCUGUGCCUGUGCUGCAAAGUCAUCUCGAGUUCCUCACGGAGACGUUCGAUCACUUCCGGCAGCAGACUGAGAGACCGGAACCGCUGGGAGAGUUGUUCACUUCAUCUUGGACGCGCCAAGCUGUCUCGGAGGUGGUGAGCAAAGGCUCGGGUCAUCUCAUCAAGAGUCACGUAUUAUGGGAUGCCGCUAGGGACUGGGCUACGGAUGCUCUCGAGAAUGCAUCCGCGGAAGAAAAGCAGGAUUGGAUAGACUACCUUGAAUCUCUGCACAAAGCACGCCUUCAGCAACCUCACUCUAAUCACGAGGAGACUUUCCAGUCAUACUCUUCCUUCACGACCAAUCACAAGCCACCGCAGGACUACGAAUCCACCCUCGUCGCUGCCACGAAGCUCCGCGGCCGUGCGACCAAGAACUACGAACGGAGAGAAAGGCUUGAAAACGCUGUUACCUCCAGCAACAACUCGCUCCACGCGUACGCUGAAUAUAUCACGUACGAGCGGCGUGCUCGUUACCUAGAUCUGCUCGUGGCCUCGGGCGUCUUCGAACGCGCCAUCGCCGAAGCGGCGAAGCGCCGCUUUCAUGGAGAAGCCGAGGGGGAGCCAGCGCUGCGCGCGUUCUGGGCGCAGUACCUCGAUACUCUGAGAAGUUCCCAGGUGGCUGACGCGUCGAAGAUGCUCGAGGCGGCGAAGAGGGCGGUCAGGAGCGUUCCGGCAUCGGGAGAAGUGUGGGCGCGGUACAUCCGGCUCAUCGAACGCGUUUCCAGCGCACCUUCUGACGGGAAUGGAGCUGCCAUGCAGCCUUCCGAGAGCGUAUCCGAUGUAUACGCGAAAGCACUCUCGACAAAUCUCGUGCAGCAAGACGUAGAGCAGAUUAUACCACUGGUCUUGGCGCGAGCUGGAUACGAAGCGAGGCGCAUCGAAAGCGGGAGUGCGGAUGAGGAUACACCCGGUAUCCUCGUACAGACCCUUGAAGAUGGCAUAAAUAUGGUCCGCAAAGCGUCCCCGGACGGAGAUCCUCGUCUCAGGUUGGAAAAGUACCUCGCGCAGUUUUACGCGAGCAUCGUCGAUUUGCCCGAAGCAGCACUGGAAGUCUGGAAAGGUGCUACGAAGCACUACAAAAACAGUUAUAUCGCUUGGACGGCGUACACCGACCUUCUCGUCAAGCAACAUGACUACGAGACGGCUCGCGCUGUCUUCAGCGAUGUCUGCUUGAAGAACUUGGACUGGCCCGAGGCAAUCUGGGAAGCGUGGCUGAGCAUGGAACAUCUGCAUGGAUCGUUGGAGCAACUUGAAGCAUGCAUGGAUAAGGUGGAGCGGGCGCAGUCCAACGUCAACUUCAAGAGGGCAAAGGAGGCAGAGAAGGCGUCAUAUCAAGCGCUGCAAGUCGCCAUGGAACAGGCGGCCUCCGUACCGGUGGCAGAAGUCAUCCAUCCGGAACAGUAUGUGGAGGCGCCGAUGGACGUCGAUUCAGCUCCGAGUAUUCAUAUUGCGGAGUCGAACGCAAAGCGAAAGGCUGAGGAUCAGCCGGACGCAGAAAGCAGCAAGAAGCCGAAGUUGGACACUACACCGGCGCAGCUGAAGAGGGACCGCGAGAACUGUACUAUCUUCGUCGCUGAUCUACCAGUAAACACCGCGGAAGGCGAUCUAAAGGCAUUAUUCAAAGACUGCGGUGGCAUCCGGGAUAUCAAGAUCACGAAAUUGCCUAAUGCUGUAGUGGCUACCGUCGAAUUUAACGAACGAGAAAGCGUUCCCGCAGCGUUGACCAAGGACAAAAAGCGCAUUCACGGAGAAGAAAUCGCGGUGCACCUCGCUUGGCAGUCGACGCUUUACAUCACCAACUUCCCCGAGGGCACGGACGACCAGGCUAUCAGGGGGUUAUUCUCCAAGUAUGGCACUAUUUUCGAUGUUCGUUGGCCCUCGAAGAAGUUCAAGAGCACACGACGAUUCUGUUACGUGCAGUUCACCUCUCCGGACGCUGCGAAAGCUUCUCUGGAGCUGCAUGGUCGCGAGCUAGAGCCAGGCAUGCCCUUGAGCGUACUCAUCUCGAAUCCCGAACGGAGAAAGGAGCGGACUGACGCGAACGCCGACGAUCGGGAGAUCUACGUUGCCGGAUUGAGCAAGUUCGCGACCAAGGCGGAUUUGGAGAAGAUCUUUAAGACAUACGGUACAUUGAAGGAUGUCCGGAUGGCGCUUGACGAUAAAGGCAAUUGCAAGGGUUUCGCCUUCGUCGAGUUCGAGGAUGAGAAAUCGGCAUCGGCAGCCCUUGCUGCGAACAAUCAUGAACUGAAAAGCCGCCGUAUGGCCGUUACCUUGGCCGACUCCCGCUUCAGGGCGCGCAACCGCGAGGAGGGCGCAAGCACCGGCUUAGGCAAACGUGCGGAAGCCCGGAGCCGCUCCCUGCGUGUUCGCAACCUACCCGACGGCACCCAGGAAGGCCUCCUGCAACAAGCGCUAGAGAAACAUGCUCGUGUCAAGCGAGUCGAAGUCUUCGAGGGCCGUAACGAAGCUGUCGUCGAGCUCGAAAAUGCCGCGGAAGCAGGGAAGCUUAUGCUUCUUGUGGAACCAAUCAACUUCAAUGGUCAAGAACUCCAAUUCUCUGAGGAUCUACCACCUCCCAGAGGCGCUGCAGGCGCUCGAGGCAAAGCAGCCAAAGCCCCCGCUGGCUUGUUUGUACCGCGUGCUGCAGCAUCUCGGCCACGCGCAGGGCUUGGUCAUGCACGGCGGCCUGCGGGUGCUACCGCAUCUGCUGGAGCUGGUGCGCCUGCAUCGCAGCCGCAACCUCCCAAAGGACAAGAUGAUUUCAGGAAGAUGCUGGGUUAGAGAUGCUGGUCCAUGUCGGUAGAUUGCAGAGGAGAUUUUGAUUGGACACCACCUAUUGAUCAACC
Molecule: messenger RNA, 3190 nt
Organism: Punctularia strigosozonata HHB-11173 SS5
Lineage: Eukaryota; Fungi; Basidiomycota; Agaricomycetes; Corticiales; Punctulariaceae
Exons: 23
Coding region: 21-3125 (1034 amino acids)
Cellular component (GO): ribonucleoprotein complex; cytosol; nucleus
Molecular function (GO): protein binding; mRNA 3'-UTR binding; poly(U) RNA binding
Source: RefSeq, a predicted model, not a curated record